Larimichthys crocea (large yellow croaker) is the source of this 1415-nucleotide messenger RNA. It is a transcript of the gene abt1, whose product is annotated as activator of basal transcription 1. Gene Ontology annotation, molecular function: RNA binding. Gene Ontology annotation, biological process: endonucleolytic cleavage in 5'-ETS of tricistronic rRNA transcript (SSU-rRNA, 5.8S rRNA, LSU-rRNA); endonucleolytic cleavage to generate mature 5'-end of SSU-rRNA from (SSU-rRNA, 5.8S rRNA, LSU-rRNA); small-subunit processome assembly. The record is from RefSeq and is a predicted model, not a curated record. The transcript is spliced from 6 exons. NCBI's taxonomy places the organism in Eukaryota, Metazoa, Chordata, Actinopteri, Sciaenidae. Gene Ontology annotation, cellular component: nucleolus. The coding region runs from base 229 to 1110 and encodes 293 amino acids.
CAGGACGGUCUGUGCUAACUGCUAACGGCUAAUUUCAAAACAUCCCGCCAUGACAGUUGUCCCAGCAUGCCUUUCACCUCUGAGCAGCGGAAAGCUGCUUUUCCGACACGACAGAGUUCCGCACGUGAGAGCGAGCGAGUGUGUGAAGAUUUGAACUGAAGGUGAGACCUCACCUGGAUCCUACGGGCUCAGGACUCGGGCUCAGGACUCAGCUUUCAGUCUGUAGAGAUGGAGGAAAGUACAAUUACAACACAAAGACAGGAGGACGAAGAGGAGGAUGAAGAAGAGGAUGGAGCUGCAGCAGGGAGAGGAGGUGAUGAUGAAGAUGAUGAAGACUCAUGUGUUGAUGAAGAGCAGAAAGACGACGAUGAUGAUGGUGAAACUGCUGCUGAAAUGAAGAAGAAGACCAAACAGAAAGGUGUUGGAGUGACUUCCUGUCCUGACAGGAAGUGUAUUCCAGGUAUCGUGUACCUGGGUCACAUUCCUCCGAGGAUGCGGCCCAAACACCUGAGGAACCUGCUGUCAGUGUACGGAGAGAUUGGACGCGUCUUCCUCCAACCUGAAGCUGGUCAGGUGAGAAAGAGGAAGAGGAAGGCGGGGCUGAGGAGGUGUGACUUCACUGAAGGAUGGGUGGAGUUCAGAGAUAAACGAGUGGCCAAGCGAGUGGCAUCAUCUCUCCACAACACGCCGAUGGGAACUAGGAAACGCCAGCGCUUCUCCUCGGACCUGUGGUCCAUCAAGUAUCUGCACAGGUUCCAGUGGACUCACCUGAGCGAGCGGCUGGCCUACGAGCAGACGGUCCUGCAGCAGAGACUCAGGACUGAAGUAUCUCAGGCAAAGAAAGAAACAAACUUCUACCUGAACAACGUUGACAAGAGCGCUAACCUGGACAAACUGAGGAGGAAGAGACAGCGAGAUGGGCAACAGGUGGAUGAGAGGAAGUGGGACUUCACUCAGCGUCAGACAGAGGACGAGAUCCAGAUGAGGAAGAAGAAGAAAAACUCUGUUACCCAGAAGCACCUAGACAAGGCCCGCCUCAUCCAGCAGAAGAGCCAAUCAAAUGUCUCCCUGCUGGCCAAGAUUUUCAACUCCAACAAAUCAGACAGCUGAUUGGCUGUUGGACAAAAUUUUCAGUUUGUCUUUGUUGCUAUUAACAAGCUUGUUAAGUAUUUUGUUUUCACCUUAAUGAGCGGUUAAGUCUGUUGUUAUUUUGAUAAUAUAUUAUUUUGAUAACUGAACAGGUUACCUUGGUAACCUUUGACUUCAUGAAACUGACUUAUCUGUCAGUGUCAUGAUCGUCACUCUUACAGUAUGUGAUGUCAUCAUUGUUCACCUGAACAAGUCGUUAUCCUGUGAUGAUGUCACCUGUCUGUGUAACAUGUUGUAAAUAAAUGUACCUUCAGGUGUUCCUCGUU